AUGUUCAGACACCGACUCCCAUCUUUCACACGCGGUUACUCCGCGGUGGCGUACACCGACUUACUCAAGAGCGCAAAGCUCAACUGCUCGGAGCUUCUCUCGAAGCACGACCGUUCGUCGUUUGUGCUUGCGCACUACGUGCCCGAGCCCGCGCGCGACUGUUUCCUCGCGUUGCGCGCAUUCAACCUCGAAAUCCAGAAAAUCAACAACGGGGGUAGCAACUCCAAAUCGGUGGCCUCACGUGCCAGUAACCAGCUCUCCAACACGCUCGGCUUCACCACUGCCGACAUCAAGCUCAAGUUCUGGAGUGAUCUCCUCGACCGGAUCUUCCAAGAUCCACACAACGACAAGGACUCGAUUGGUGAACCGAUUGCGAUUCUUAUCCGCGACUGUCUCAGAGAAGAGUUGCCUCUAGACAUCUCACACUUCCAGACAUUCUUGCAGACAAAGAAACACAACUUGCGCUCCAACGGGUUCAAAACGACGGAUGAAAUCUGUUCCUACGGCGAGGGAACCACGUCCCAACUCAAUUACUUGUUACAGGCUGCGUUGCUAGCGCCGCAUAUCUCGCCAUCGGCCAUCCACUUGCUUGAGUACUCGACGGGGUUGCAGAGCAAGCUCUCGGACAUUGCAGCCCAUUUGGGCCAGGCCACAGCGAUUGGUAGCAUGAUCAUCGGGACCGGCUACUACGCUGCCAUGCGCAACCAGGUCACCUUGCCCGUGGACGCGAUGACCCAGAGCGACUUGUCCCAGGAGCACGUGCUCAGGUUGUUCCAGGGUCACUUAACGAAGGAGAAACAGCCAGAAGACUAUGUUUCAGUGCGGGAAAAGUUGAAGGAGGUGGUGUACCAGACCGCGAUUAUCGCUAAUGACCAUUUACUCACGGCCAACACCAAAUUGGCCGAUGUCAAGGAGGAGAUCAGGGCGAUUGUGGAGGAGAAUAAGGGCGACAAAGUGUUACAGAACGGGUGGAAAAGAUGGAGCGGCGGUAUUCCUGACGCGUUGUAUCUGCCGUUCAUGAUCGGCAUUCCCACCAAGUUGUACUUGGAGAGGUUGGAGAAGCAGGGCUUUGAUUUGUUGAGCCCGAAGCUCCAGACCAAGGAGUGGAAGUUGGCGUGGAGAAGUUACCGAAACUAUGCCAAGAGAGUUAUUUAA
Messenger RNA from Babjeviella inositovora NRRL Y-12698, 1155 nucleotides. RefSeq lists its product as uncharacterized. The transcript has a single exon. Gene Ontology annotation, cellular component: mitochondrion. NCBI's taxonomy places the organism in Eukaryota, Fungi, Ascomycota, Pichiomycetes, Serinales. Gene Ontology annotation, biological process: biosynthetic process; mitochondrial respiratory chain complex I assembly. The record is from RefSeq and is a predicted model, not a curated record. The coding region runs from base 1 to 1155 and encodes 384 amino acids.